Molecule: messenger RNA, 2556 nt
Organism: Homalodisca vitripennis (glassy-winged sharpshooter)
Lineage: Eukaryota; Metazoa; Arthropoda; Insecta; Hemiptera; Cicadellidae
Product: mitochondrial amidoxime-reducing component 1-like
Exons: 7
Coding region: 314-1369 (351 amino acids)
Molecular function (GO): pyridoxal phosphate binding; molybdenum ion binding; catalytic activity
Source: RefSeq, a predicted model, not a curated record
AAUAUAGUUAAACAUUACUACUUAAAAUAAUAUAUAAUUUAUUUUUAGGUCUAAAAUAUUUUCUACAAUGAAAAUGGUUUUGAUUCAUGAUAAAUAUUGUUAUAACAAUGAUUAAGUUGGAAAGCAAAAUGUCCUGAUUUUAAUCUGAAGCUCACAUAAAAGAUUAGUAUGAAUAAUCAAGAUCUGAGUAUUAAAGCAGCUCUUGCUUCAUAGUCUGUUGACAUCAAGUUGUUUGUUACAUCUUCAUUGGAAACAUUGAGGUUAGAUAAAAACAAGAUUUGAGACAAACUACGGGUUUGUUCAUAUUUAGUUCAUGAUCAUGAUGCCAUUAACCGUGGAAAAUGUCUGUGCUGUUGUAUUUGGGACUGCUAUAGUUCUGAUUGCUGGUCUGUUGUGGAAGAGAAUCAGUGACAGAUACAACCGUGAAAACCCACCGUUGAAAUGGAAGAGGGUGGGACAGGUGAGUGGAUUGACAAUAUACCCACUCAAGUCUGGCCAUGGGAUGUCUGUCAGAACUGCUCAGUGUGACACAAUGGGUCUAAUAGACGUUGAAAAUCCACAUCUUCAUUUACAAGACAGGAAGUUCAUCGUCUACAACAGUAAGAAGAAUACAGCAGUGACAGGCCUGGUAGAUCCAAGAAUGGUAUUGAUGGAGGCACAUGGUGAUGUUGGUAACACUGUCAGGUUGAGUUUCCCAGGCCAACAAGACUUUCUGCUUUAUCUAUCAUCUAUUGAUACGAGUAAAAUAGUUCUCUUAAACCGGUGGUGGGGAGAGACUGUUGCAGCGGUGGACUGUGGAAAUGGUGUUGCAUGUUGGCUUUCGCAAACUCUCUACAGCAAUGCAGACUUGCGGUUGGGCUAUUUUUCUCGUCCCACAGUUCCGCUCAGAACUGUUAGCCAUGGUUGGACACAGUUUGCCAAACUGUACACCCGACUACGUAGUGAAUACUUAGGGGCGUAUUCAUACUUAGCUAGUUACCUGAUAAUUACAAAAGAAUCAAUGGACGAUAUUAACAGUAGACUGGAUCAACCUGUGAGUGAAAGAUGUUACCGAGCUAACAUUAUAGUGAAGGGUUCUCCAGCAUACUGUGAGGAUGACUGGGACUGGCUACGUCUGGGAGACUCAGUGAUUAUGAGAGGCUUCAAGCCUUGCACCAGAUGUGCAGUCACUGCUAUUGAUCCUGACACUGGAAAAUUUAAUCCUCACUUUGAACCUUUACGUACUUUGAAAAGGUACAGGCAGCUUAAGAGUAAAGAAGAGAGGGAGUUAUCAGGAAGUGAGCCAGUGUUUGGUUUGUAUGCAGGACUACAUAUACCUGGAAUUGUGAGAGUGGGAGACCCUGUAUACAUUGGCACAUCUGCAAAAUAAACCCAAAUAAAUAUUUAUACAUGUAUUACAUAAAUAAUGUGUAAUAAUUUUAUAUAUAAAUUCAAUUUAAUUAUAUUAUCUCCAGAAAAACAGCUAAACAUAAUUAUAAAAAUACCUUUUUUUAUUGUCUUAUAAAUAGUUAUCUCUUCUCCCUUUAUCUUCACAGUUUAAAUUUUUAUCGUUUCUGCUUAUUACUGUAAUUUUCUUCUCUCUCUGUAUUAUUUUUAUUGUUUUUAACUAUUCUUCAUGAAUGAAAGAAAAUACCUCUUUAUUUUGGGCGUAUCUAAGUUACGAACAGUUUUACUUACAAACUAUCAUCAUAAUAACAGUACCUAACUUAUCCUAAUUACAAUAUAGAAGAAAGGGAAACUUUUAGGGUGUAGCAGUUUUUGUAAACAUUUGUUUUAGUAAUUUUAAUUCAGUUGCUAUGUAAACAAACGGAAAUCUUGUUUAUACUCCAGAGUGUUACAUUCAAUAUCAUAUAACUUAUUUUGAUUUUCUCCAUAUAAUAAAUCAUUUAAUAAAGAAAAAGUAUUUAAUUCCAACAAGGAUACACGCAAUUACCUCUUUAUUGGUGACGGCGAUUGCAAGAACAUGGAUGAAUUUCAACAUCAACUUCAAGAUAUUCAAGAACUAAUUCAACACAUUAAAGUACAACUUACAACCACAACUGAAGCGCAUUCUUCCUAUACAAAGAGUAAGUGUAAAAUUAACUCCAUUUUGGAAACAUUCUUCUUCUCUUUGGUUUGCUCAAACUAAAGCUCAAUUUUAAAUUGAAAAUAUAUCUUCAAAAUUAACUAAAUAUUCACAUGUCCUCAUAGCCGUAUCUAGAAUGACCUAAUUGGGGGGAGGGUUACCACUAAAACUUUUUCCGUAUUUUCCAGUCAAGCUGGGAUUCGGAGCACCCCCCCCACCCGGAAUAUAUUAAAUGCUAAUAAUAUUAAAAAUUGUAUGUUUGACAGCCGUCUGAGAGCAUUAUUAUUUUAUGCUCUACAAAAAUGGCUUUAACAUAAGCAAACAUUUACACUCUCGGAGACUGCCCGAUAACACAAAAACAUUUGAAGAAAAUGACGCUGUAUUAAUGAGAAUAAAAGAGGCUAAAAAAAUUGCUAUAUCUUAAGAACUAAAAGACACAUCCUCCACCUUUUACCUAGAACUUACACAUUCUAAUAUGAGCUUCCAGUAUA